AUGCAAAAUGGUACGUUUUUUUGCCACUGGAUCAGGUCCCCCACUGUAUCUUUUUUUUCAGUGCUCAACUACCGAAUCGAGCUCUACGAGGUCCCCGACAAAGCUCUGAACGAAUCGGCAUCGGUGGCUUCGGCCGGCUCCAGGACUUUUGUAAUCAUUCGCCAAAAUAGUGGCCGAGGCGCGUUCGACAUCAAGCUCACGGAGAAGAACAGGAAUUCCCAGUACUCUCAACAGUCGGCCGACUUCAACUUCGAUUUCUAUUCGGACAAACCGCUUUACGUGGAGACCAGAGCUCAACCAAUCUUUCAUAAUGCCUCCAAAAGUAGAAGUCAGUCCGAUGAGAUGGAGCCGAAUCAAGCAUCGACCAGUAAUAGUAACUCUCUGUAUGGGCAAACAGCCAGUCUUGGCCAGGGAAAUGUUUUGGAGACUUUCUUUGUGGAACGAUUACAUCGGCUGAAACCCAAGUGGACCGCGAAAUUGAGUGAGUUUUUAUGGGAGUCUAUACAGUGGGGGACCUGAUCCAGUGGCAGGAAACGUACCGUUUUGCAUCCGGGAAGUAUCAAAAAUGUGGCAAAAUGCUUCCCUCUCCAAGUGAAAAAAACUCUGAUUUCAAAAGCGCGCCCGCUCUUUUUGUGAGGAGUCCUUCAAAACAAAGUUUCUUCACUUGGAGAGGGAAGCAUUUUGCCACAUUUUUGAUGCUUCCCGGAUGUAAAAUGGUACAUUUUUUGCCAAUGGAUCAGGUCACCCACUGUACCUUGUGCUAUCUGGAAUUUAAAAAAAAAUUUUAUUGAGGGUAGUGUAAUAUAAAAAAUAGUUUUUUUCUCUUGGUAAUUGUGAUAACAUGGGCAAUUUUAAUUUUUGAAAGGUGGAUUGAGGUUGCAUAUUUUGUUUGACAAAUCGAUAUUUCGUUUCAACUGUAAAAUGCGCUCAUUUUCAGCCUUCCGAGACGACUGUUUGAGUCUUAUCCCAGUGGAAGAAGAUCGCCGAAGAUCCACCCAAUCUCAUCCUCAUAAAAGCGUCACAAUCUCAUGGGACCUGGUUGGUGGCAUCGACUAUUAUCACACAUCGCCUUGUAAGAAAAUUGUCGGGAUAUUAAUUCGUUUUUGAUCAUGUAUAAUGUUGAGGUCAAGAAUAAUGUAAAAAUUUUUUCAGCCAAGCGAAGUCUCAAAAUCAUCUGGCUCCCCAUGCCUCCAGAAUUAUUCGCCAAACAACUGCAGUGCCUUCAGUAUAUCGAAUACCUGAAAUCGGUCAAUAUUUCCACGGGCAAGAAGAGUUCAAAGAAAGGAUUCACGUCUUCGUCGUCAUCAAUAUCGUUAUUCAGUAUGGGGAAGAAAUCCUCGUCGAUGAAAUUGACGGAAAGCCAUUCUACGAUGACUUUUAAGCCAGAUGAUAAGUCAGAGAUGAGACCAUACCCUGAGGGCAUUGAAAAGUUCCAGCCCAAAGAUUUGAUCCAUGGAUAUGAAAGGUUGAGCUGGAAAACGCUGAAUAUUGAAACAACGGAUGAUGAGGCUUGGAAAAUUGGCGAGAAGGUAAGCGUUUUGUGUUUAAGGAGCGGAAAUUGGUCAGAAAUUUGAAAAUUUUGUCAAGUGCAAUGUAAUCAAAUGUCCAAUUGUGUCCAAAAUUGUGAAUGAAAGACUCAGAUAUGUCCAGAAAUGUCUAAUUAGACUAUUUUCAGCUCAGCGACAUCAUUGAUCAACGCAAAUCCCCGAUCCGACAAAUUUUCCAACACUCAAAUUCCGGCGAACAUCGCCCUUCUUCGGCCGCUGAAACUGCAUUCCGUCUCCGAAAUUUGUCCUAUAUCUCGCAAAAUAUUCGACAACAGGAUGAGGCGUCGAGCAGUGGCCACAAAACACAUCGACGAAGAUUUUCAGUCAACCCAAUGCCAAUGUUAAACAAAAUUUUGUCCAGAAAUGAGUAA
Molecule: messenger RNA, 1918 nt
Organism: Bursaphelenchus xylophilus (pine wood nematode)
Lineage: Eukaryota; Metazoa; Nematoda; Chromadorea; Rhabditida; Aphelenchoididae
Source: the annotation of a GenBank genome assembly